This is a messenger RNA of Nematolebias whitei (Rio pearlfish), 1350 nucleotides long. It is a transcript of the gene wrap73, whose product is annotated as WD repeat containing, antisense to TP73. Lineage: Eukaryota; Metazoa; Chordata; Actinopteri; Cyprinodontiformes; Rivulidae. Bases 1 to 1350 code for a protein of 449 amino acids. Gene Ontology annotation, cellular component: microtubule organizing center; mitotic spindle; MWP complex. The transcript is spliced from 12 exons. Gene Ontology annotation, molecular function: protein binding. The record is from RefSeq and is a predicted model, not a curated record. Gene Ontology annotation, biological process: microtubule anchoring at mitotic spindle pole body; protein localization to mitotic spindle pole body; mitotic sister chromatid segregation.
AUGAACUUCUCUGAGGUCUUUAAGCAAUCCAACCAGCUUUGUAAAGUUUCCCCAAAUGGAAAGUACUUGGCUACCUGUGUACAAUACCGGCUAGUGGUGCGAGAUGUGAGCACCUUGCAGAUUCUGCAGCUCUACACUUGUUUGGACCAAAUAUCCCACAUGGACUGGUCCUCUGACUCUCUAUUUGUACUCUGCGCAAUGUACAAGAGGGGCCUUGUACAGGUGUGGUCACUCGAACAGCCGGACUGGCACUGCAAGAUUGACGAGGGCUCGAUCGGACUGGUCUCUUCUCGCUGGAGUCCAGAUGGACGUCACAUUCUCAACACCACGGAGUUCCAUCUGAGAGUUACGGUGUGGUCCUUGUGCACCAAAGCUGUGUCUUACAUCAAAUAUCCCAAAGCGUGUCAGAAGGGUAUAGACUUCAGCAGAGAUGGGUGCUAUAUGGCCUUGGCUGAACGUCGUGACUGCAAAGACUAUAUUAGUAUAUUUGUUUGUGAUGACUGGCAUUUACUCAGGCAUUUUGAGACUGAAACGCAGGACCUCGCAGGACUGGAGUGGUCUCCCAACGGCUGUGUGCUGGCAGUGUGGGACAGCUGUCUAGAGUACAAGGUUUUGCUGUACUCUCUGGAUGGCCGGCUGCUGUCAACCUACAGUGCUUAUGAGUGGUCACUGGGUGUGAAGACUGUGUCCUGGAGCCCCAGCAGCCAGUUCCUGGCUAUUGGCAGCUAUGAUGAGAAAGUGCGUAUUCUUAACCAUAUUACAUGGAGGAAAAUUGUCCAGUUUGAACACCCUGCAACCAUAGACAACACAAAAGCUACUGUGUAUAAGGAAGUGGAAAGACGGCCGGCUGUGCCCAGUGAUGAACUGUCGCUGCACGACAUUACAAUGGGCUCUACGCUUUUCAACACCCAGAGCAAAUAUGAGAUCGCUGCUCUGCCUGUUCAAGUUCCUGUGGUCAAACCAGAACCAGACAGAGCUAAUCCCAAGAUAGGCGUCUGUGUUUUAGCAUUCAGCUCAGACAGUCACUAUCUCGCUACCAAAAAUGACAGCAUGGCCACUGCUGUGUGGGUGUGGAACAUGCAGAAGAUGAGCUUGGAGGCUGUGCUGGAGCAGACCUCAGCUGUACGCUGCUUUCAGUGGGACCCCCGGCGCCCCCGGCUGGCUCUGUGCACGGGCAACAGCAAACUCUACCUCUGGUCCCCGGGAGGGUGUGUUUCUGUUCAAGUCCCAGCUGAAGAUGGUUUUCAAGUCCAGUCUCUGAUGUGGCACUGCAGUGGAGACUCCCUGAUCCUGUUUGGAAAGGAGCACCUUUGUUUGUGCUACAUGGAUACUGAUCAGGAAGAAAAAUAA